Molecule: messenger RNA, 798 nt
Organism: Macrosteles quadrilineatus (aster leafhopper)
Lineage: Eukaryota; Metazoa; Arthropoda; Insecta; Hemiptera; Cicadellidae
Exons: 1
Coding region: 1-798 (265 amino acids)
Molecular function (GO): nucleic acid binding
Source: RefSeq, a predicted model, not a curated record
AUGCACUUUGAGGAAGGCUCUAUCGAAAUAAAACUGCAGAGAUAUUUAAUGGCCUAUCGAAGAGCUCCACAUAGUACUACAGGACAAUCUCCUUCACAUCUCUUUAUUGGACGUCAAAUUCGAUCAAGACUUGACUUAUUGUAUCCUGAUUUGUCACAAAAAAUGAACCAGAAGUUUGACACAGACUGUGACAGGCAAAAGUCCUUUAAAGCUCAAGACCGUGACAGGCAAAAGUCCUUUAAAGCUCAAGACCGUGACAGGCAAAAGUCCUUUAAAGCUCAAGACCGUGACAGGCAAAAGUCCUUUAAAGCUCAAGACCCUGUCGCCUACCGCCUCUAUGGAACCUGCAACAAAUGGGGGUUUGGAAAGAUCAACAAAAAAGAAGGACCAAGAAAUUAUGAAAUAACCACAAGCAGUGGCCCAAUCAGACGACAUCAAGACCAAAUUAGACGCUCAGGGAGGGACUUGUGUGAAUUUUCAUUAAGGAAUGAGCAAAAUCAAGUAUUCAUACCAACAAAUUUUGGAGAAGUCAGAGAGGAACCAACCGAAAACCACGCAACAAAUUAUCACAACAUUAAUCCAGAGGCCAAUGAUCCCAACAUACCAGAUGAUCCAGAGACCAGUAACAACAUGUCAGAUGUUCCAGUGGCACCAGAGACCAGUAACAACAUGUCAGAUGUUCCAGUGGCACCAGAGACCAGUAACAACAUGUCAGAUGUUCCAGUGGCACCAGCUUCCGCUAUGACAGUGAGACGAUCAAAACGGACACAUAAACCCGUCGAUAGACUUAACUUAUGA